AUGGACGGAGCCAACACUAAACCAUACCACAUUCCCGACGACGCCGUCUGGUUCAUAACGGGCUGCUCCUCCGGCAUUGGCCACGCCCUGGUCAACCACCUGGCAACCCACCAUCCAACGCACCGCAUCGUCGCAACAGCCCGUAACCCAGCUACCCUGUCCUUCCCCGCGGCUGAAAACAACAACAUCCUCGCCCUCCCUCUGGAUGUGACCUCGCCCGCCUCAAUCAACGCCGCCCUACACGCAACCCUAACGCACUUCCACCGGAUCGACAUCCUAGUCAACAACGCAGGCUACACGCUAGUGGGCGACACUGAAACUGCCGCGGACGCCGAGUCGCGCGCCCUCUUCGACACCAACUUCUGGGGUCUGGUGGACGUCACCAAGCGCGUGCUGGGUAUCAUGCGCGAUGAGAACCCACAGCACGGCUGUCGGCAGCAAGGCGGGGUGAUCCUGAACCUUAGCUCGAUGGGCGGGUUCAUCGGGUUCCCGGGGAGUGCGUUCUACCAUGCGAGUAAGUUUGCGGUGGAGGGGUGGACGGAGGCGCUGGCGAGGGAGUUGCCUGUGCAGUGGAAUAUCCACCUCUGCAACAUCGAGCCCGGCGGCGUGAAGACCAACUACGCGACUACCAGCCUCAAGACCAUGGUCAAUGGGAGACACCCUGCGUAUGCGGACCCCAGUUAUCCCACGAAUACGUUGGUCGAGUACAUGAGCCACGAGGAGAAUCGGCGGUCGUGGGCGGAGCCUGAGGCCAUUGCGCGCGGCAUGGUCGCGGUUGUGAGUCGCGGUGCGAGGAUCCCGAUUCGUGUGCCGUUGGGGGCUGAUGCGUUUGGCAUGAUCUCGUUGGAGUUGGAGAGUAUUCGGAGGGAUUUGGGGGAGGUGAAGGGGAUUAGUUUGGGGGUUGGUGGCGCGGAGCAGUUGGAUUCGGUUGGGUUUUUGCAGAGGGAGUGA
Molecule: messenger RNA, 951 nt
Organism: Aspergillus homomorphus CBS 101889
Lineage: Eukaryota; Fungi; Ascomycota; Eurotiomycetes; Eurotiales; Aspergillaceae
Product: SDR family oxidoreductase
Exons: 3
Coding region: 1-951 (316 amino acids)
Source: RefSeq, a predicted model, not a curated record